AUGCAUGUUUGGUCCUUUGAAAUAGGUCUUUUGGAGCAUUCUGGAGCAUAUGGGACACAAGGAGCAUGGAGGGACUUGGCACAUGGAAGCAGCUCAACUGGAUACGCAAAGGAAGAAGGGAGAAGCCAUCUUGAAGACCAGCUCGACCGUCCUACUCGACCAACCGGUCGAGUUCCUCAACUCGACCGGCCAAGCUUCAACUCGAUCGAGCUGGAAGUCAAAAGAUCUAAUCCCAUCUUUGUGUUCUUGAAGCUCUUGCUUCUUGAAUCCUAG
Microthlaspi erraticum is the source of this 273-nucleotide messenger RNA. NCBI's taxonomy places the organism in Eukaryota, Viridiplantae, Streptophyta, Magnoliopsida, Brassicales, Brassicaceae. The record is from the annotation of a GenBank genome assembly.